Eimeria mitis is the source of this 7329-nucleotide messenger RNA. Its product is annotated as Proteophosphoglycan 5, related. The record is from RefSeq and is a predicted model, not a curated record. NCBI's taxonomy places the organism in Eukaryota, Apicomplexa, Conoidasida, Eucoccidiorida, Eimeriidae.
AUGAAUUUUUCUGGCCUUCGAAACUUUUCCCCUGGAGCAAUAGAUAUUAUCAAUCCCAGCCGCCGCUCCGCUGGGACGGGCAGCGACUGCCUGUCCUUGAACAGCGAGGAAUACCUGAGCGCUUGCAGCGACUUAUUUAGUUCACCAGCACCAUCGGAGGGGAAAGAUGUAUCCUUCUUCACUGGAACUGCCAGCCCUCAAUCUGACAGCAGCUCCGCUAGUAUUGAGCCCCCUUAUCAUGAAUCUCUCUCCAGCGACUUUCGUCUACACGCCACUUCAUUUCGAGUUGCUAAGGACGACGAAGACAGGCAGCGGUCAGCUCCUGAGGGGGCGGUUGGAACACCGAUAAUAACGGCAUUCGCCUCAGUCAGGUCUUUGUCUCUUCCAUUGCUUGGGCCCCGUGUCGCAACAACAACAUCUCCUUUGCCUGCUGGGGCUCCCUUGGCGUCUUUCAGAUGGAUCUGUAGGAGCCCUUCCAAUAAUGAAGGCGAAAGCGACCAGCAGCCGUUGCAUGUGCAAAUGAAGGCUCUUGCAUCUCAGGCUUCCCUGGACCACCAUGGGAACGUUAGCAGCGGUCGUCUCACUCCCCAUACGCCGCAUGCAAUGUCACGGAGCUCCAGCAAAGAGGAGAUAUCGCAGGCGCAAGAGGAGCACGGGCCCGGAUUUCCGUUUGCCAGCUCCUCUCAUGACGGGCCUCGUGCGGCUCAAAACCCUGGUGGUGAGGAGGAACAGUGGGGAUCUCAGCCUCCAUGUGAAUUGGAUAUCGUGCGGCUCAAAACCCUGGUGAGUCUCGUCGGGAAUCUUGCUACACCUUAUGGCCCAGCGGACACUCCUGAGCCACCUUCAGUAGGGAUCAUUCCAGAGGAUCGAGGCGAAGAGGCUAUUGACGCCGAUCAGCAAAACGAUCUCCAAGCAGAAACAGGGAUAGAUCGGGAGCAUUCGCAGUCGAAAAGCUUCCACUCCCGCACAAACGCCGCUGAAGUAUUAGGGCCUGCUGACAAUGAGAGACGGAGCAGAAGCUGGACCGCACGCAACGCAAGGAAUUCUUUUGACCAACUGCCGCGCUCUUCCAGCUCAGCCCAGCACCUUCCUGUUCGCCUAGUGAGCUGCCCGCAAGAAGCCGGCUCCUUCCGACCUCUUGCUGGGUCUCGAGAAUCUUCAGAAGGAGAAGAGGGGAAAAUAAAAGCUCUUGCUCAGGAAAGCUGUGGGGGAGCACUCUUCCCGAGUCGAAGAAGCGACAUUGAUUCAGCGAGCCCAAAUACAGUGGGAGAAGAUCAGGACGUUGGCACACCUAGAAGGACGGACAGCAUCGGCAACAAUUCUUGUGUUUCCAAUGGGGAUGGUAUCUCGGAACCCAGCAGCAUUCAUAGCGACGGAAGCUACAGAUGCAGUUGCAGCAGCAGUUGGAGCAGCAGCAGUUGCAGCAGCAGUUGCAGCUCCAGUUCCUCCAACAACAGCAGCUGCAUUUGCAGCCAGAGAAGUAGUAGCGUGGACAGCCGCUGCAGAAUAUGCACUGAUAACGAAACCCCCAUCACCCUUCAUGAGUGUGGAGAUGCCCGUUUAGGGGACCUUGAUGGCCGAUUGUCCGAUGCAUCGUCAGCACGGUGUCAUGAUUCCCGGGAGGCUAGCAGGGAAAAUAGCGACUGCCGAAGCAACACAGAAGAGGAAUCGAAAUCUUUCACGAGUGACGGUCAGACACCUGCAGGCGGCGAGAGAGAUAUCGAGGCUGGACAUGCAGUUGCAGAGCCUAAACAGGAGGAGGUUCUAAUGCGACAAGGGAGUACGCAUGACGCUGAGACCUUACAUCUCCCCGAACAUUGCUUUCCUGGGGCGCCAUCGGAUCCCAGUGCUGACGGCCAGUUGCCAGUUGCACAGGCCGUAUGCCCUUCCUGUCCUGAGGCCUGUAUGGAGAGCUCCCAAAAUUUAGGGGACGGUGUGGGGGAACCUGCAUCUGCAAACUGCAGCAUAGGAGAUGCACAUGGGGCUGGACAAGCGCUUGCAGAGGCCUCGCAGCAAGCAGUGGCAGAAAUCGCCGACGAAACUGUCGAUGGCACGUCCCAUCCAGAAGAAGAACUACAGGCAGCAGCUGCUGACUCGGAUCCAGAGUGUGGCGAGGAGAGAGAAAGAAAUGGGCUUGCAGUUGAGCACACGCUAGACCAUUCUUUGGUCAGCAUUGCAGACGCGCUUCAUACAGGGCUUGUUCCUAGUGAACAACAGCGAGAUGGACCUGAACUUACUGCAUGCAGCCCUCCUGUAGAGGAACAAGAGAAACAAGAACCCCAUGUCGUACCUCUGCCGCCAAGCUCAUCCUCGGCGACAGAUCUGUCGCUAAGCUCCUGCUCGCCGACAGAGGCAUCAUACUUGCCAACACGUUUCUCAUGUACCGGGAAUGCAACUACCGAGCAGGAAAAGAAGCCGAUGAGCGAGGUGUGUUCUGGAAGCGAGGCUAGGAGAUCGUCCGAGGAUCCGCAGGAGCGGCAGACGAUACACGGCGCCUCUCUGGCCAUUGUGCCGGAGGCUGGUGCAUCAUCGAGCACCAGGCUAGGUUCGGGGCUAGAUGCUGCUGCGGCCAAACAAAGCCACCAGGAUGCGUCUGAAGAGCCUAGACGGGAGGCCACAGAGCCGAAACGCGAGGUGUCCCGUGGCAGCGAGGGUAGAACCUCGUGUGCGGAUACCCAGGAGAGCCACGCGAAGCAGUGCUCUUCUACGGAACGUGCCCAGGAGGCUGGUACAUCGCUGUGGAGCAGCUUUUGGUCAGCCUUGACGCCUGUGGAGGAUACUAGCCGAGUCUUUCAGGAUGCGGCGGACGUAGCUGUAGGGGCUACUGAGGAGCCGAAGCGCGAGGGGUCGCGUGGAAGCCAGGGUAUCAGCUCGUGUGAGGACCGGGAGGCGCGCCCGGCGGGGCCUGAGGCAUCGGCAGACAGUGUCCAGGGUGGUGGAUUGUGCAGUUUGGGUUUGGUUGGGGAGGCUGCUGCGACUGACGACAGCUUCGAGGAUCCGUCAAACCAUUCUGAAGAGGAGGCGGAAGAGUCGUGUGUUGAGGAAUUGCCUGGCAACGAGGGUAGAAACGCUUCUGGAGUUACGCAGGAGAAGCAGACUAACCAGCAAGGGUCGCCGGAGAGUGCUCAGGGCCGUGAUGAAUCAUGCAGCCUGGUUGCGAUUCGGCAGGCUGUAGCGGCCGAUGACCGUUUCCAGGAUGCUUCAAACGAUUCUGAAAAGGAGGCGGAGGCGUCGAAAGGCGACGUCUCGCUUGACAGCGUUGGUGGAAAUUCGUUUGGCGAUAUGCAGGAGCGCCAGCCGAGCCAACCGACGUCAGCCUACAGCAGUCUAAAUGUUGAUUCAUCGUUUUGCAUCAGUUUUGGUUCCGUUCGAGAGUCUUCCGAGGCCAGUGAGAGCUCUCAGAAUCCAUCAAACGGCUUGGUUGGGGAUAACGAGGAGCCACCCCGAGAGCUGCCGCUUUGUAGCGAGGAUAGAAGCUCAAAGGGGGACAUGCAAGAACGGGAUGCGAAGCAGGAGGCGACUACAGAUAUUGUUGAGGGAGUGGAUGUAUCGUGCAGUUUGGGUUCGGUUGACGAGGCUGCUGGGGCUGGCAACGGUUUCCAGGAUGCGUCAAGUGGUUUUGAAGACGAGGCGGAGGGGCCGAAGCGGGAGACGUCGCAUGUCAGCGAGGGUAGAAGCUCGCCUGAAGAUGCGCAAGGAUGCCACGCGAAGCCAGAGGCUCUGCCGAUCACUAUGGAAGGGGCUGGCGUAUCGGAUUCGGUUGUGGAUUCCGCAGUUGAAGACGAAAGCUUUCUCGACGCGACGGCCGUGAAUGGCGGGGAAGAUACAGUGGCGAAGCGCGAGGUGUCGCGUGACAGUGAGGGUAGGCGCUCGUGUGGGGAUGCACACGAGCGCCACUCAAGCCAGGAGGGGUUGCUACCCGCUGUCCAGGGCACUGGUAUCUUCUUCGGAUUGAGUUCAAUUCGGGAUGCUGCGGUGGCCGAGGAAAGCUUCCAGGAUGCAUCAGACGGUUCUGAAGGAGAGGCAGAAGAGCUGAGGCGCGACGCGUCGCGCGGUAGCGAUGGCAGAAGCUCUUCUGUUGCGACGGAGGAGCUGCAGGCGCGGCAGACGGCGGCGGCAGACUGUGUUCAGGGAGGUGCUCCAUCGUCAUGCAGAGGGGUGGACUCGCUUCGAGAGGCUGUGGUGGUCGACGAAAGCUUUCAGGAUGCAGGGGUGGACUCGGUUCGAGAGGCUGUGGUGGUCGACGAAAGCUUUCAGGAUGCGUCAAACAGUCCUGACGGAGGGAAGAAAGAGCCGAGUCGCGGGGUGUCGCGUGGGAGCGACGGUGGAAGCUCCUGUGGGGGCAGGGAGGAGCGUCAGGCGAGCGAGGACGCUCCACCCGUCAUUGUCAUCAGUUCCGCUUCGGUUGGCGAUGCUGCGGUGGCCGACGAAAGUUUCCAGGAUGCACAAAAUGGCUCUGUAGAGGUGAUGGAAGAGCCAAAGCUCGAGGUUUUGGGUGGCAUGCCGUAUGGGGAUAGGCAGGAGCGCCAGGCCAGCAGUGGCGGUCUGCCAGCUAGUGAUGAUGGGGCUCGUGCAUCGUUAUGCAGCAGUCUGGAUUCGGAUCGGGAGGCCCCUGUGACCGACGAAAGCUUCCAGGAUGUGUCAAACGGUUCUGCAGAGGGGGCGGAGAAGUCAAAGCGCGAGGCAUCGCCCGUCAGCGAGGGUAGAAGCUCGUCUGGAAAUGUGCAGGAGCGGCAGGAAAGACAGGCAAAGUCGGCAGACACUGCUCCGGGUGUUGGUACGAGUUUCCAGGAUGCACAAAAUGGCUCUGUAGAGGUGAUGGAAGAGCCAAAGCUCGAGGUUUUGGGUGGGGAUAGGCAGGAGCGCCAGGCCAGCAGUGGCGGUCUGCCAGCUAGUGAUGAUGGGGCUCGUGCAUCGUUAUGCAGCAGUCUGGAUUCGGAUCGGGAGGCCCCUGUGACCGACGAAAGCUUCCAGGAUGUGUCAAACGGUUCUGAAGAGGGGGCGGAAAAGUCAAAGCGCGAGGCAUCGCCCGUCAGCGAGGGUAGAAGCUCGUCUGGAAAUGUGCACGAGCGGGAGGAGAGACAGGCAGCGCCUCCUGACACUGCUCAGGGAGUUGGUACAUCGUUAUGCAGCAGUUUGGGUUCUGGUUCGGAGGCUGCUGUGACCGACGAAAGCUUCCAGGAUGCUUCAAACGGUUUUGAAGGGGAGGCGGAAGAGCCGAGGGGCGAGGCGUCGCGUGGCGGUGACAACAGAAGCUCAAGUGGGGACAAGGAGGAACCUCAGGAGCAGCAGUGCCCUCAGCCUGUCAGUACUGCCAUUUUAGAUGGUGCAUCGUUUAGCUUUGGUCCGGUUAGGGAGGCUGCGGUGGACGACAAGUGUUCACAGCCUGGGUCCAACGGUUCAGUGCAAGUGGAGAAAGAGCCUCAGCUCGAGAUAUCGGGUGGAAGCGAAUGCAGCAACCCGUAUGCGGAUAGAAAGGAGCGCCAGACCAGCAAUGGCGAUCUGUCAAUCGAUGUAGAGAGGGCUGAUACUUCGUUUUCCAGUAGUGUAGGUUCGGCUAGAGAUGCUCUUGAUGCCAGUAAGAGCUCCCAGGAUGGGUCAAACGUUUUCGGAGAGGAGACGGAAAGGCCAAAACGCGAGAUAUCGCAUAUCAGCGAGGGUAGAAGUUCGUUCGGCCACAUGCAGGGGCCGUCACUGCAUAGUGACCGUGGGGCUGGCCCAUCGUUAUGCAGCAGCUUGAGUUCCGUUCGAGAGUCUGUCGAGACAAGCAAGAGCUUCCAGGAUGCGUCAAACGGUUCUGGAGGGGAGUCGGCAGAACCAGACCGUGAGGUGUCGCGCGGCAGCGAGGGUCGACGCUCAUGUGAGGAUACGCAGAGGCCGCAGGCGGAGCAGAGCGCUGCCCCAGUCCAUGUUCAGGGAGCUGCUGAAGCGCCAUACAGCAGUUUCGUUUCAUGUAUAGACGCUGCUGCGACCAAACAGAGCCACCAGAGUGCGUCUGAAGAGGCUGGACGGGAGGCCACAGAGCCGAAACGCGAGGUUUCGCGUGGUAGCGAGGAUAGAAACUCGUGUGGGGAUACCCAGGAGCGCAACUCGAAGAAGGGGCCUUCUACUGAACGUGCCCAGGAGGCUGGUGGAUCGCUAUGGAGCAGCUUUUGGUCAGCCUUCACACCUGUGGAGGAUACUGGCCGAGCCUUUCAGGAUGCGGUGGACGUGGCUAUACGGGAUACUGAGGAGCCGAAGCGCGAGGGGUCGCGUGGAAGCCAGGGCAUCAGCUCGUGUGAGGACAGGGAGGCGCGCCCGGCGGGACCUGAGGCAUCGGCAGACAGUGUUCAGGGUGGUGGAGUGCGCAGUGUGGAUUCUGUUUGUGAGGCAACUGCGGCCGAAAGCAACUUCCAGGAUCCAUCAAACGGCUCUGAAGAGGAGAUAGAAGGGCCGAAGCGUGAGAUGUCGCUUGUCAGCGAGGGCAGAAGCUCGUCCGGAGACACCGGGGAGCGCCCAGCAAGGCAGCGGGCGUCGCCGGACAGCGGUCAGGAAACUGGUGCAUCGUGCAGCCUAGGCUUGGCUCGAGAUGCUACAGCGGCCGACGAGAGCUUCCAGGAUGCUUCAAACGGUUCUGAAGGGGAGGUGGAAGAGCGGAUGCGUGAGGCAUCACGCAGCAGCGAGGGCAGAAGCUCAUCCGGGGACACCGAGGUGAACCCUGCGAGGCAGCAGGCGUCGCCGGACAGCGGUCAGGAAGCUGGUGCAUCGUGCAGCCUAGGUUUGGCUCGAGAGGCUACAGUGGCCGACGAGAGCUUCCAGGAUGCUUCAAACGGUUCUGAAGAGGACCAGCAGGCGUCGCCGGACAGCGGUCAGGAAGCUGGUGCAUCGUGCAGCCUAGGUUUGGCUCGAGAGGCUGCGGCAGCCGACGAGAGCUUCCAGGAUGCUUCAAACGGUUCUGAAGGGGAGGUGGAAGAGCGGAUGCGUGAGGCAUCGCGCAAUAGCGAGGGAAGAAGCUCAUCCGGGGACACCGGGGAGCGCCCAGCAAGGCAGCAGGCGCCGGCGGACAGCGGUCAGGAAGCUGGUGCAUCGUGCAGCCUAGGUUUGGCUCGAGAGGCUGCAGCGGGCGACGAGAGCUUCCAGGAUGCUUCAAACGGCUCUGAACGGGAGGCGGAAGACCCGAGUGGCGAGUUUGCGCGUGGCAGCGAGGGCAGAAGCACAACGGAGCAAGAAAUUGUCGAGAACCAGUGGUCUCAUCAAGUGCUGGAGAAAGCGACGCGCUUGCCCGUUGGUGGAAGUGCACCACAUUUGGGUCGGGAGAUUAUUCCCGUAGAGAACAGAAGCGGCAGAUAG